This is a messenger RNA of Syzygium oleosum, 1481 nucleotides long. Its product is annotated as RING-H2 finger protein ATL79-like. Gene Ontology annotation, biological process: protein ubiquitination. The transcript has a single exon. The record is from RefSeq and is a predicted model, not a curated record. Bases 737 to 1366 code for a protein of 209 amino acids. NCBI's taxonomy places the organism in Eukaryota, Viridiplantae, Streptophyta, Magnoliopsida, Myrtales, Myrtaceae. Gene Ontology annotation, molecular function: transferase activity.
CCGUAGAAUUUUAGGAACUGUUCCUUUUGGCCUCUUCUUCUGGUCACGACAUUCGCCUUUUUUGCAUCAGUCGCUAAAGGAGGUAACUUUCAUGGACAUGCGCUCUUGAAUUUCGGUGGACUCUCCAAUUCCAUGUGAAAGGCGAUGCGGGCGUCAUGAUUCUUUCGAUCGUAAAGCCUCGAACUAACUAAAAUUCUCGUUUCGCUAUUCGACAGAGAGGUCGUCCUAAGGAAUAUGAGAAAGAGAAAGGCCUGCAUCAUAGCAAAACGGAUCGAGAUCACAAACCCGAUGUGCGGUCGAGCGCGAAAAACCCGGGUCGCGCAGGACGUGAAUUUCUCGGAUGAUCUCGUGUAAUUACAUUUUCUAGGAAUGUUCCAGGUGAAUGUGGCACUUGCAUGAUUGAACUCUUGUGGCAUUCCUCAUCUGUUCUGUUCACCACGACUGUAACUUGCCUGUUCUGUUUACUGCAGGGAGAUGACUCAGAGUUCUCUGCUUCGCAAUUCCUGAGGUCAGAGAGAGAGAGAGAGAGAGAGAGAGAUGGAGGCCUAAAGUGCACGUAUGCCUUUCUUGCUACCUAUAAAUUCCCACUCACCACUCUUUCUCUCUCUGCUUGCUUUGUGUUCUGGAAAAGAAGAACGAGCUUCGUCAUACAAAGGCCUUGGAGAUAAACUCCCCCAUCUUUCUUGCGUCGCAUAGCCGAACUCGAAAGCUUCUCGAUCACACGAAAGGGCGCGAAAUGCGACCGCCGCCGAUGGAAACAACCACAAGAGACGCCGCGGCGACCGCCAUACACAAGAUCCUCCACCUCGCUCCGCCGCCGGCGACGUGCGGCCCCCGCGCCUGCUGGCGGCGGGCCGCUGCCAACUCUGACUCUUCCGGCGACCUCCAGACCUACCUCAUCGUCCUCGUCCUCUGCUUUCUCCUCUGCGCCUUCGCUCUCACCUUCGCCGUCCGCUGCUUCCUCCGCAGCCAGCCCCCGCCCCCGCCCCCGCAGAGCAGCCUGCCUCCUCGGGCUCGGGGCGAGGCUGAGCAGAAGCCCGCCGGCGAAGGGACCGUGCCUGCCCUGGCGGCGGCGGCGCUGAUGGUGUUCUCGCCGGAGGUGGAGCUGGCCGGUGUGGAGGCAGAGUGCGCGAUUUGCCUGACGGAGUUCGUCGGAGGGGAGGAGAUCAGGGUCCUGAAGGGCUGCAGGCAUGGAUUCCACGAUCAAUGCAUAGAGAAGUGGUUGUCUUCGAAGUCGUCUUGCCCGACCUGUCGCAGCAGCUGCGUCGUCGUCAAUUGCUUGGCGCAUGAGAAUGGCACUGCCCAGUGCUCUGAAAACGGCGGAACGCCCGCAUCUCUUUCUCAGAGAGCGACAGAGCAAGUUUGAUUGUCGAAGAGUUCGUGCAGUUUUCAUUUCACUUUUUGCCUUGGAAAUUCGAAUUCGUUGCUUGUGUUGGUGAUUGAUUUUCUCAGACAUCAAUGAAAUGAGUUUUUAAGUCUCA